AUGGUUACUCGUGCUAAAGCGGGCAUUCAUAAGCCUCGAUUGUUUUAUAGUGUGGUUGCAGGUACACCGGUUGAACCCUCCUCAUUCAAAGAAGCAUUCGCGAAUCCAAUUUGGCUCCGCACUAUGGAUCAUGAGUUUGUUGCUUUACGUUCCCAACAUACUUGGAUAUUGGUCCCUCUUCCUCCUGGUGCCAAAGUCAUUGGCUGCAAAUGGGUAUAUCGUAUUAAACUCAAUUCUGAUGGUUCGGUCGAUCGCUACAAGGCUCGCCUUGUUGCAAAAGGUUUCCACCAAACUCCGGGUUUGGAUUUCCAUGAGACUUUUAGUCCCGUCAUCAAACCAACUACUAUACGGCUGGUGUUGUCCUUGGUUGUGUCCUCUCACUGGCCCAUCCACCAAAUUGAUAUUCAAAAUGCUUUUCUCCACGGCGACUUGACCGAGACUGUCUAA
This is a messenger RNA of Humulus lupulus (European hop), 447 nucleotides long. RefSeq lists its product as uncharacterized. Lineage: Eukaryota; Viridiplantae; Streptophyta; Magnoliopsida; Rosales; Cannabaceae. The record is from RefSeq and is a predicted model, not a curated record. The coding region runs from base 1 to 447 and encodes 148 amino acids. The transcript has a single exon.